Staurois parvus is the source of this 312-nucleotide messenger RNA. NCBI's taxonomy places the organism in Eukaryota, Metazoa, Chordata, Amphibia, Anura, Ranidae. The record is from the annotation of a GenBank genome assembly.
AUAAACGGCGCCCACCAUUUUGGACUGUGCGCGCUCUCUGGGAGCACGCAGCACGGGACCUCUGUGCGAGGUCCCGAUCAUGUGAUCAUUGAUUGGCUAAUCAGUGAUCACAUGCAGAGUAGUAAGCAAGAUGUCACUUCUGACAUCAUUGCUUACUACGUGUGAAAUCUGUGAAUGAUCACAGAGGUCACAUGGUACAAGGCUAUUCACAACAGUCUUGUACCAUGUGACAAGCUGUGACCAAACACAGCUCACACAGUAUUUCUCAAUGGCUGCAAGAAUGCACCCAGAGAGAAGGAGAAAUGAUUGCUU